Xenopus laevis (African clawed frog) is the source of this 2182-nucleotide messenger RNA. RefSeq names its product major facilitator superfamily domain containing 6-like S homeolog (gene mfsd6l.S). The record is from RefSeq and is a predicted model, not a curated record. The coding region runs from base 223 to 2052 and encodes 609 amino acids. Lineage: Eukaryota; Metazoa; Chordata; Amphibia; Anura; Pipidae. Gene Ontology annotation, cellular component: membrane. The transcript has 2 exons.
GAGUCAGAUUAGUGGGCGGGGAGAAGAAAGGAGACUGUGGCCGCGCCCUAGAUCCAGGUGACGUGUCUGCCCACCUCCUAGCAGGUGAGACGGUAGGCGGAGUCAGAAAACAGGUGCACUGGGGAUGUGCAGCCCGUGAGACCCCUUUAAACCCUGGACGGGACCCACCAGGGAAGGUGAGAGCUUUGAUUGGCUUAUGAGCAUUGACUGCUGAAGCAAGACAUGAGCUCCACCAAGCAAUGGGAUAUCAGCAAGGCCUUGACUGUUGCCACCUUGUUCUACUUCUUCCACAAUGUUGGAAAGUUUUGCUUGAUGCCCUUUCUAACCCUCUACUUUAGGCAGCUAGGACUGGGUGCCCCCCUAGUGGGAAUAAUCUUUGGAUUCAAGCAUGCAGUUCAUCUGCUCUGGGCUCCCCUGUGCUCCUUUUUAGCCAAGAAUCACCACAAACAAAGAUUUUUCAUCAUGACAUCUCUUCUGCUAUCUGCGGGAGUUGGGAGUCUCUUUGCCUACUACCCCCCAUUAGAUAAGAACAUUGUGUCCUUGUUCUGCAAUACUAGUAUGCCGUGGAAAGAACAAUUAAACCCACCCAUUGACAUUAGUGUUUCUGUAGAUGAAAAUCUCAAUACAACUUAUGCAGCACCUACUGAUCACCAGACCACAACAGGGGCGCUUAAUACUUUGCCAAGUUCUGUUGGAAAGUUGGCCACAGACCCCGCAAUGACUUCACUUGACUUGGAGAUCACAACACAUCAGCGUUUUACAGAUCAGUUUCCAGUGACCAGUAAUACAAUUCUGGAACAUCAGACCAAGAAUGUUCUUGGUUCUGGAAAGGCACAAAAAGUUAUGAGCAGUAAGUCUGCGGCAUCUAAUAGUAAGCAGAGAAGUUCUCUGAACAACCAUACCUCACCCUAUGCAACUCACCCCAAUGUCUCCCAUCACCCAUCUAUUCAUGAAAGAAAAGUUAGGGACAUUGGCAUUGAUUUUACCGACAAUUCCCUUGAUCCACAACACAAAAUAUUCCUGAUUGUGUUGGUUUUGGUCAUUAUCUGGGAAAUACUGGCAGCCCCAUUAGAGUGGAUAGCAGAUGACAGUUUAUAUGAAUACCUGGAUUUUGUGGAUGCCACAGACAGACAUGGCAAACUUUGGAUCUGGGGGUACUUAGGAGCUAGCAUGGGCUCUAUUUUUAUAACCUUCCUAGUAGACAACCUCAACUGCUUUGUCAUUUAUGAUAUCCCCAGAGUCUUCUUCCAUUUCUUCUGCUAUGGUGGCUUCCUUAUCGGCACCUUGUUUCUGAGCACCCUCUACCCUAUUCAUGUUUCCAAGAAAACCGAACACUCCAACAAAACUGUCAAAGCCCUGGGAUUCCUUGGAAGUGAUGGCCGCAUCGUUCUAACAGCCCUUACCGUAUUUCUCCUGGGGGCUGUAGGGUCCACCACUCAGAAUUUCCUUUUCUGGCAGAUGCAAGAUGUAGGCAGCAGUGAGUUGUACAUGGGACUUUCUAUUGCUGUUGGACUACUCUCUGAACUGACACUGUACUUUUUCAGGAACAAACUUCUGAAGAUUUUCACCUUUAAAUGGAUGGUAGCUCUGGGGUUAUUUAGUCUGGGGGUACAGUGUUUGUAUUACUCCUUUCUUUGGGCACCCUGGUCUGUUCUAGCCAUUCAGAUCCUGAAUGCUUUUAGCAGUGGAGUAAUCUGGUGGGCGAUUAACUCCCAAGUGGUUGAUUUGGCUAGUCCUGGCACGGAGAGAUCUCUGCAGCUGGCCCUACGGUGGCUUGCAUAUGGCUGUGGCUCCAGCACAGGAAGUUUUGCAAGCGGCUUCAUCAUUAGCAGAUUCAGCCUUGCGGUGCUAUAUCAGGCGUGCUGCAUCACCUUACUCCUGUGGAUUAUCAUAUUUCUCUUAGUCCAGCCCAAACUGCCCAAUACCAAGAAAAUAAACUACUCCCGGCUGCUGGCUGCAGAUAACAGCGACAUGAGUGAUUCUGACGAAGAACAAGACCGGGACUGGCUAGUAACGGCCAUGAAAGAUGAGAAUUCCAAUAGGAAUUGGUAGCCCCUUGGAAAAUAACAAGGUGCUAGGGUGGGACAGGCAGAACUUAACAGAUUGUGACAUUCCAGAAUGUUGGAAAUUUAUAUGUAAAUAUAUUAUUGUCUUCCAUUGGAUAAACCAUAUUUUACUACAA